AUGUGGCUCUAUCGAGGGGUCCAGUCGGCCGUCUUCUACUACGCCACUUGCACUCCGUGUGCUAUGUCCGUCGACCGUCGGAAGCGUAAGAAGGAAGCCGCCCGAUCGCAUCGCGAGAAAGAGAAACUGAACGCCACCGUCACCGACCAGCCUCGGCCAUUCCCCCAACCCACCGCAUUUCGCACCAAUCAAGGAUGGAAGGAAGAGAUCGCGCUAGGCCCAGGACCUCCGGCCCGACGAGGUGGUCACCGCAACGCUCACCGGCGGACGGAUAGUUGGAAGUCGGACGCACGACCUGCAGAAGAUGUGGAACAGACGGGAGGCUCGGCACACAAGAAGGAUAAGGGCGGUCUGAUGCAGCCGGUUAGCGAUCGGUGGAACCGUAUGCGAUACCAGCGCGAGGACGAACCGCUUUGGGGUGAGGAGGUGGAGGUGAAGGGUUCCUCGGUGGGAAUUUCCGGACAGGGUCGAACGGAAGCCAAGGAGCCCAAGUACUACAUCGCUCGAGUGCCACCCGUGAACGACCUCCAUCCGCCUAUCGUCAGUGGACCGAAGAGCAGAGCCGAGACGCGAUGGAUGUUGCAACCGCCGCCCAGUGCGAGAGUGAUGGCUGGGAAGGAGCGGACCAGUCCCUCGACGAAACCCCGCGAGAAAAAGGCCUCGCCCAUUCCGCCUGGGAUGGCGCGGAACUACCAGCUCCCUCCUAUAUCUACCCAAACUUCCGUGAAGAAGAAAACAUUAAAACCAUCGCCUACGUUUACCUCCCCCAGUGAUGCCCAUACCCCGACUACUAGUAAAUCGAAAACAGAGGACCAAUUGGCUCGCUCGUCAUCCCCGACAGCGUCUGCCUACGGAUGCGACGAGUCCAACUUCGUCAUCUCGCGGUCUCUCCAUUCCCGAUGCGACUCUUCCAUGUUGAUGUCCUCCGAUUCCGAGAUGGAAUCUCCGCGGGUCUCCAUGCAUUCUCCGCAGACGCCUGUCUCCCGGCCCGGUUCAAAAGAGACCGAGGAUGCCGGAAAACAUUUCCGACCGUCCAUCUCCAAAGCCCUAACAACUCUGCCACGGGAGACCAACAACAAAGUGCAGUUGCUCCAUGUGGAAAUCAACGAGCCUCAUGACGAAGUUGGCCUAGGCCAGCUGGAACAAAUCCGGCCGUGGCGAUGGAGCAUGGAUGUCUGA
Aspergillus melleus is the source of this 1179-nucleotide messenger RNA. RefSeq lists its product as uncharacterized. The transcript has a single exon. Bases 1 to 1179 code for a protein of 392 amino acids. The record is from RefSeq and is a predicted model, not a curated record. Lineage: Eukaryota; Fungi; Ascomycota; Eurotiomycetes; Eurotiales; Aspergillaceae.